This is a messenger RNA of Porites evermanni, 652 nucleotides long. The record is from the annotation of a GenBank genome assembly. Lineage: Eukaryota; Metazoa; Cnidaria; Anthozoa; Scleractinia; Poritidae.
CAGAAAAUUGUCCAAAGCGAAGGGCCUACACGUCCCAUAAAUGGCGCUCCAAGAAAAGAUGAUGACAAUGAAGGUAAAGAUGGUCUUUUCUCUUCUGGAAUUUUUUCAAGUAAACAAAUCAACGCAGUGACUUUUUAGGCGUAACGCGGAAUGAAACAAAAGAGACGAAAUGUUAAUCCAUCAAUAUAUCUAGCCGAUUCUUUGCAAAAUUUGCAGCCACUUGAGUCGAAAAAAGACCAAAAGGCGGUUUCUUUUUUUCGUUUCGUUUUCCUGGUUUUGUUUUUUGUUUUGUUUUGUUUUCUUUUUUUUUUCGCUCAAAGAGCGAUAAGGAGGAGAAGAAAAAAAAGCAAUGGUCACAGUCUUAGAUUCUAUAUUACUUUGGAGAUAUUAUUUUGGCUGAAGAAGAAACUGUCUGAGGGAAGAGGUCUAUUUAUAGGUAACGUUUUCAAAAAUUCGGCUAGAUAUAGAAAUGUGAAACUGAUAUAGAAUCAUUUUUCCCCUUUUUUCAUCCUUGUAUCAUUAGUAUUAUUUUAUCUUUUCAGGCCAGCUUCUGUGUAGAGAUUUUAAGAUCCAGGUGCUUCCUGCAGCCUUCUAUCUGAAUGAAAAUGUCAAUUUUAAGCAAAAUGCUUCAGGAAAAAUGAGCCGAGAAGGU